CAGGGAUUUAUCAUACCAUAUGCGGCCUGCAGUCUUGCCAAAAUGUGUGGACUUGAUCCGAGCUGCUUCAACCUUGCGGCGACACGACGUCGGGCAGAGACAGUCCGAGUGACAUUGACAGAUCGUUCCAGGUGCCUGAUUCUAUUUCUAUCUUCGCACGUUGUUUUCGAUCCCUGUGAGUGGCGAGUGAAGGUCGUCGCUUUCGAAUGAAGCAGACACUUACCCCAGCAACAUCCCAAGACAUGGAGGUCCGCACUAUCGCCUCAACAACUUUGCAACCCGGCGACACUAUAGCAGUGUCCCGACAUCGAACCUGGUGACCUGUUCAUGCAGAAGAGGCAUCUUUCCUGACUCCCUAGUGGAUGCAAUUGACGUACAUUUGCAAGCAUGUAUGCUCUGAAUACCGGCGCAGAAUGUCUCAUGAUUACGACUCCAGAUGCCUUGGUGGUCAAGAAUUUCAAGGCCAUCUGUUCAGUCGUCCUGUUCUCUCGUCUCACAUUCUUCCCGCUCCUCACUGCGAGUGCCUCUCAGAAUGUCUCAUCGUAGUCAAUACCACCCUCUACUUUCUGACGACCCUGCGAAUGUCGAAGAGAAGCAGCGCCAGACACCCCUGAUGCAGUCUUCUAUUUCUUCGCCGCGCCGCCUGUUACUCAUUUUCGGCUUCACUUUACAAGGCAUUCUUGUUGUCACGCUAUGUUUUGCUCUAUGGGUGAAGAACAAGCCGGACUGCCCAUUCAAUCCCGUUUAUCCUCAAGUUCUUUACUCUCCUGCACAAGAAGCUCUGAAGUAUCAACCGAAGACGUUCGAUAUGGGCUUCGGUCGAAGCAAGACAAUUUACCAAGGAGAGCCAUCUGAAGAAGUCGAUAGUGCCUGGCUCGACUUGUAUAAUGUGUUUGGCUUGUCGAAGAUUCCCAAAUGGCAGGCGCGACUCUUGCCCAACAAGACUCUGCCUAUUCCGGGUGACGAGCAGAACUAUGCGGUGGGCCUAGCGGUAUUCCAUCAGCUUCAUUGUCUGAAUAUGAUUCGGCAAGGACUAUACCCAGAGUACUACAGAGACCCAGUCACCGGCUCUAUCGCUGGAUUCCCCGCCGAAGAAUGGCCUGAUCAUGUUAGCCACUGCUUAGACAACAUUCGUCAGAGUAUCAUGUGUGCUUCCGAUAUCAGUUUGAUUGUCUGGCAAUGGUUCGAAGAAGACAACCGUGCAUCUAUCAUGAUGAAUACUGUUCACUCGUGCCGCAACUUCGACAAUAUUGUUGAUUGGGCUAAGGCCCAUCGACGGGGACACAAAUUUGACUUAAACGUGCACGUACAGGAUGAUAUCGAGAUUCCUGUGUUUUAGACAGUCUAUUAUGCGACAGAACAGUGAAUGGUUCCAGCAAACUCGUUGUAAUUUGAGGAAUGGUCGGAUUCUUGAGUCUUAUGGCGUUAGUGAACACCUGAAGUUCGAAUCUCGAAACGGGCUAGUUCUUCUUAUGCCGCCCUUUGAUGUUCACGGUGUCCAACGGUCCACCACACACUCGUCACCGAAGUCGGCAUGCAUCGAUC
Somion occarium is the source of this 1545-nucleotide messenger RNA. The record is from the annotation of a GenBank genome assembly. Lineage: Eukaryota; Fungi; Basidiomycota; Agaricomycetes; Polyporales; Cerrenaceae.